CACACACACACACAAUUCCUAAUGUAAUAUAAUGUAAAGAUGUAAUUAUUCAUUUAAAAAAGGGAGAUAUAUUCAAAAGUCUGAAUUAAAGUUUAAACUUUAAUAAAAAUUGGAAUCAGUGAUAAAUGACUGUAAUAAGAAUUAAACACUGCAGAACGUGCUGUUAUAAGAAAAUCAUCUUCAUAUCAUAUUAGAAUUCCUGUUUUAGUCUUAUUGUAGAUAAUAAACUGUUCAUCCUAUUGUACAGAUUUGCCUCAAGUAAUCAUUAUGACAAAAGUGGAUGAAACCUGCCCUCUGGUUAAAGAUGACCUAAGAAAGGUCUACACCAGCAAGAAGAUCAAAGAAAAGAUGCAGGAGUGUAGUGAUCUGCUGGGUAUUCCACUGAGCAACAUCUUCCCUGUGAAGAACUAUCAAGAGGAGGUGGAUACGAACAAUGACAUGGAUGUUCUGAUCCUCAAGGCACUCGAUCAGAUCGUGAAUCUCACCAACGAUGCCCUGGAAGACCAAAACCCUAGUGAGAAAUCUGAGUGAAGGCUGAUUUUGUUGUUCUUGUUGUUCUUUUCCACCCCUACACCAGUGCAGAGUAUUUAUGACCGUGAAAAAACAUGAAAUUGUGUCUAAAGUACAUUAUUAAAGUAAAGCUAAUUUAUUCUACUGUAAUCAUAACUGGUUUGUGUUUCUGUCGCUGUCACGUUCCUACCGCACUCUGGACUUUUUAUAUUCCAUUAAAUUAAUAAAUAUAAUGAUGUUUGGUCCUACUUCUUUUUUAAGAUUUAUACCAUUACACUAAACAUGUUUUGACAAAUACAAAUAACACAAACACAAGUAAUGUACAAUACUGUUUCAUAGUUCAUACAUAAAUAUGCAGGACUAAAACAUC
This is a messenger RNA of Ictalurus punctatus (channel catfish), 880 nucleotides long. Its product is annotated as interferon-induced protein 44-like. The record is from RefSeq and is a predicted model, not a curated record. NCBI's taxonomy places the organism in Eukaryota, Metazoa, Chordata, Actinopteri, Siluriformes, Ictaluridae. The coding region runs from base 268 to 531 and encodes 87 amino acids. The transcript is spliced from 2 exons.